Cajanus cajan (pigeon pea) is the source of this 500-nucleotide messenger RNA. RefSeq lists its product as uncharacterized. Lineage: Eukaryota; Viridiplantae; Streptophyta; Magnoliopsida; Fabales; Fabaceae. The record is from RefSeq and is a predicted model, not a curated record.
UAAUAGUAAUAUUUCACAUAUAGAGAAAGAAAAGAGAAAGUCAUGGGUGAAGGAAAAGAAGAGUGGAAGAAAAUGGAUCCAGAAAAAGCACAAGCCGAAGCCUCAAAGAGACCCCCAGGCCAUGGAGCCACCGAAGUACUUCAUCAGAGAAAAUCACUUCCUUACAACUUCACUACCAUGACCAUAGCAGGUUUGCUUAUUACUGCUGCAGUGGGAUACACAGUCUUAUACUCCAAGAAGAAGCCUGAGGCUAGUGCUAAGGAUGUUGCCAAGGUUUCUGUUGGAGUUGCAAACCCUGAAGACACUCACCCUAAGAAAUAGUGACAUUAUUAUAUAAUAUACUAUAUAUAUACCACUUUUCUUUAACUUUCAAUUUUAGUUCAAAGGUGUCAAUGACUACUCUUUGUUGUUUCUUCAUUUCAUGUCGUUGUGUGUGUGUCUGUGUUUAACUGGUCAUGCAAUUUCGUGAUGCAAUAUGAAUAAUGCAUUGUUCUUCUUCA